Aphidius gifuensis is the source of this 1566-nucleotide messenger RNA. RefSeq names its product ubiquitin carboxyl-terminal hydrolase 5-like. Lineage: Eukaryota; Metazoa; Arthropoda; Insecta; Hymenoptera; Braconidae. Gene Ontology annotation, molecular function: zinc ion binding. The transcript is spliced from 6 exons. The record is from RefSeq and is a predicted model, not a curated record.
AUGCAUAUUGAUGAUGUCCUUGAAGCAGUUAUUAAUGAAAACAGUGACAAUUUGGAAAAUCAAAUACCAUCUAACCAUACUUCAGAAGAAUCAUCUAUAUAUUUCAAUAAUAGCUCUAAUAAACCAAAAAAACAAGUAGAUACAAAAGAAGCCGCUUCCAAUCUUAAAGCUCUUCAAGGUAAUACGUUAUUGUCUACAACAUCAGCUGCAAAUCAUAUUAACAAUAAAAUCAGCCAACGAAACCAAAGUCAACCGGAAAAAAAAACACCCAGCUUAAAACGUCCAUUAAAAUCAACAAUUAAAAAUAAUAAUGGCCAACUGGAGGAUAAAAAACAAUGCCUCGAACAAAAACGAGAUAUUUUGGUUGACGACGAAGAUGAAUCACCAAAUGGAUUAUUCAUCAGUUUGAAAACAUUUCUUGUUUUUAGUCGUGACUUUGUUAAAUAUAAUGAAACUUAUGAAAUAAUAAUGUUCCCAAAUUUUACAAGUAUGAUAUAUCCAUCAGUUGAUUUACCAGAACAGAUAAUAAAAUCGAUUACUGGAAUAUUAGAAGCUGAAUCAGCAAUUAAAAUUGCUGAAAGAGAAGCAUUAGCUGGUACAUGGGAUGGUAAAGCAAGAAUAAUAACAAAACAUGCAACAACAUUGCCACAAUUAAAUAAUGGUAAAAAAAUACCACCAACUAAUUGGAAAUGUAAAAAAUGUGAUUUGACACAAAAUUUAUGGUUAAAUUUAACUGAUGGUAGUAUAUUAUGUGGACGUAAAUUUUUUAAUGGUACUGGUGGUAAUGAUUAAUGAUCGCAUGUAAUUAAGCAUUAUCGUACAACUGGUUAUCCACUUGCUGUUAAAUUAGGUACAAUAACAAAAAAAGGGUAUCAGUAUUUCAAAUAUGGAUAAAACUGAAAAAUCAAUGAUUGAACUUGAGCUUGAUUUAAAUCAAAAAUUUGGUGAAUGGGUUGCAUUACAAGAAGCAUCAAGUAAAUUAAUACCAAUUUAUGGUGCUGGUUAUACUGGUUUAAAUAAUCUUGGUAAUUUAUGUUAUUUAAAUUGUGUUAUGCAAACAUUAUUUAUAAUACCAGAUUUUAUUAAAAAAUAAGUUGAUGAAUCAGUUAAUAUAUUUAAUGAUAAUUAUAAUGAUCCAGCAAAUAAUUUCGAUACACAAAUAUCAAAACUUGGUUGUGGUUUAUUAUCUGGUAAAUAUUCAAUCGAACCAAAUAAUAAUAAAUUAAAUUAAAUAAUGAAGAUUAUAAUCGUCAAGGUAUAUCACCAAGAAUGUUUGAAAAUUUAAUAUCACGUGGACAUCCUGGUUUUUCAUCAAAUCGUCAACAAUUGAUUGUUUUAAAUUUAAAGUUGAAGAAUAUAGUAGUUCUGGUAAAGUAAAAUAUUCAUAUAGACCAGAAUAUUUAUUACCAUUACCAAUACCACUUAAUAGUGCAAUUAAUAAAGAUGAAGUUAAGGGAUUUCGUCGAUUUUUUUCCGAAUAUGAGAAUGCUUUGAAAUUUAUACAGUAGAUUCUUGAAAUACUAAUACAUUUUAUGUAAUUUUUUGGUAAUUGUUUGGAAGCUCGUU